Eurypyga helias (sunbittern) is the source of this 671-nucleotide messenger RNA. Its product is annotated as calcium/calmodulin-dependent protein kinase type II subunit alpha-like. The record is from RefSeq and is a predicted model, not a curated record. Gene Ontology annotation, biological process: protein phosphorylation. The annotation marks the transcript as partial. Gene Ontology annotation, cellular component: neuron projection; cytoplasm. The transcript has 7 exons. Lineage: Eukaryota; Metazoa; Chordata; Aves; Eurypygiformes; Eurypygidae. Gene Ontology annotation, molecular function: calcium/calmodulin-dependent protein kinase activity; calmodulin binding; ATP binding.
GGGGGCAAAGGUAUUUGCGGGGAGCGGGGAAGGAGCCAGGCGUACCCCAUAACCCUUCUGUCUCUGCCACAGUGCGGCUCCACGACAGCAUCUCCGAAGAGGGCCACCACUACCUGAUAUUUGACCUGGUCACCGGUGGGGAGCUGUUUGAAGACAUUGUGGCCAGGGAGUACUACAGCGAGGCGGAUGCCAGCCACUGCAUCCAGCAGAUCCUGGAGGCUGUCCUGCAUUGCCACCAGAUGGGGGUGGUCCACCGGGAUCUGAAGCCCGAGAACCUGCUGCUGGCAUCCAAGCUGAAAGGUGCUGCCGUCAAACUGGCUGACUUUGGCCUCGCCAUCGAGGUGGAGGGGGACCAGCAAGCGUGGUUUGGUUUUGCUGGCACCCCGGGAUACCUCUCCCCUGAGGUGCUCCGGAAGGACCCCUACGGCAAAGCCGUGGACCUGUGGGCUUGCGGUGUCAUCCUCUACAUCCUGCUCGUCGGGUACCCGCCCUUUUGGGAUGAAGACCAGCACCGACUCUACCAGCAGAUCAAGGCUGGGGCUUACGAUUUCCCCUCCCCGGAGUGGGACACGGUCACUCCUGAAGCGAAAGAUCUCAUCAACAAGAUGUUGACCAUCAACCCAUCCAAGCGCAUCACGGCAGCGGAGGCCCUCAAGCACCCCUGGAUAUCG